AUACUACUAAGACCCUAGGGUGUGUGCUUUCGUUACGAUAUCCAAAUGGAAGUUUUCCAUCACAUAAGCUGUAUUAUUCUCGAACAGGAUAUUUUGGGGAUGAUUCUCUAUCCAACAAAU
This is a messenger RNA of Funneliformis geosporum, 120 nucleotides long. The record is from the annotation of a GenBank genome assembly. Lineage: Eukaryota; Fungi; Glomeromycota; Glomeromycetes; Glomerales; Glomeraceae.